UAUGUGAACUGUAUCCUGAGUUGCAGUCCUGUCCCUGCAUUCCUCUCAUCUAGGAUUAGCUUGAAAGGGAAAAAAUCAUAAAUAAUAACAGACGCAGAUUGGAAUACGCCGCUGAAGCAUCUGUUUUCAAUCAGGACUAUCGUUUUAAAGGACGUGAUAUCCCUGGAUGAUCGCAGAACCGGAUCUCUUUGCUUUACGUGAGCCGUCUAUAUAAAGGGCAUACAAAUGAGAGGAAAAGUAAAUAGAUACGUCGUUUUUAAUUCGCGUUAAACAGGAAAACAAAAUGGCUGAUGAGCGAUAACAAGGGCCAAACGAUAUCGUCUCCUUUAAGAGCAACAAAGGUAUCUAGCUUUAAUACAUGAAUAUUUUAGGCGAGUUAGCGUCGUCAAAAUAAAAUACAAGACAUUAGGCUCUAAAAAUGAACGCAAUCCGUCUCUGGUAAGUGCGGCCAGGUAAACAUCAGUCGAAACAUGGACAGGGAUCAGGCUGUGGAUUAUUCUAUAAUGUUUAACCAACACAGAUAGCGAGAGAAUAGCUCUGAUAAUGAUAAAAUCGCAGCUCUUUGUGGUUUAAUGUUACGAGAGCAUGUUGGCACGCAUGUAUACGCGUCAAUUGUAUGUUCAUUCAAAGUCGUAUCACUAUAACAGAUAAAAUAGUCUUUCUAGCUUUACCGGCUGCCUUAUAGCUUAUAGUUGUAGGGGACAGAAAGCCUAUCGAUAUAGUGUUUCACGAGCAGCACCGAGGCUCAGGUCUACUUUAUUAUAAUUCCAGCAGGGCAAAUGUCAUGUGCCCUGGGCACAAAUCAAAUGCGUGAUCGACUGCUUCAGUAAAUGACUAAACAUACAGCUGCUUGCGAAAGGACGUUUUCAGCGCAACUUGUGGCGUCACCCUUUUCCUGUUUUAAACUGUUUUAAACGACGAUACAAUAUUUACAUUUGGAUUUAACUGAUCUUAUCUCGACUGACACUGGAUGUUAGACGACGACGUAGCCUUUAACUAGUAGUUCAAGUUAUCUUUCAGCGGAUAGUCACCGAGACAUUUAACGCGUGCUCCGUCUGACUCGGGUUUGAUUUGGGUGCCGUAAUUGGAAAUAGACUGAUAAUUGGUUUGGCCGAUGCUUUUUAAACGCAUUCUGCGCGUUUAUCGAUUCGUUUUGACCGAUAAAUGGUAUCAUUUACGGGGUCUCUGAAGAAUAGUGUACAAUAAUGUACAAUAUAUAUAUUUUUUGUAGUCAUUCAUUCUGAAGGGAGUCAAUGUUUAGCUUUACCAUCAGACAAAGACGAAAAUAUAUGUGCCACUAUUUGGAUCACAAACAACUUUGCAUAAAUUAAAUUAUCGUUACUGUCGUAAACAAUUCAUUACGGCGUAUUAUGUUUUUUAGUUGUCAGACUAUUAAAAAUCGGAUAUAAAGUUCGUAAAACGAACACAAUGGUUAAAAUGAUUUUUCAUAAUAGCAUUUUAAAUUAGUUAAGCCAUUUUCUGUCAUGUUUCGCUCGCCCUAAAAUAUUACCAUAAUUAGUGUUCUUUUUAUGAUUAUCGUUUGUCGAUAGAUUUUCGAAGUUUCUCUCGUUAAAAAAAAAUAGUAACCCUCCUGAACGUCAGAUUCCUCCUUUCACACCCGGCUGUGGUAUUUGAUUGCUGACUAACUUUGCCAGGAGCAGAAACGCUCCCUUGGCAUGUUUGGGUUUGAUCAGCAGCUGUUUCUCUGGGGCUUCUGUGCUCGUAUGGUCUUCAUCGACUGACCUAACACCUGGAUCUAAAUGAAAGAGUCACGAGAAUGAGCGAAACCUUGUUGGGACGGUGCUAGAACUUGAUGUUUGCCUUCCGCGAGCGGAUCAACUCAAAACUGGAUGUCUGAUCAACUGGAUGAGAUGGCUGAGACCUGGCGGAACUGCUUCGAGGAGGAACUCAUUUGUCCCAUUUGUUUGCAUGUGUUCGUGGAGCCUGUGCAGCUGCCGUGCAAACACAACUUCUGCCGGGGCUGCAUCAGCGAGGCCUGGGCCAAAGACACGGCCAACGUGCGCUGCCCUGAGUGCAACCACGCCUACAGUCAGAAACCCAACCUGGAGAAAAACAUCAAACUGACUAACAUUGUAGAGAAGUUCAACGCGCUGAACGUCGAGAAAGCUCCGGCCGUACUGCAUUGCAUUCUGUGCAGGCGAGGGCCUCCUCUGCAAGCGCAGAAAGUGUGUCUGCGGUGCAAUGCACCGUGUUGCCAGUCGCACAUCCAGACGCAUCUCCAGCAGCCCUGUCCCGCUCCUGGACACCUCCUGGUGGGGGCUGAGGAGGUGCGGGCUUGGAGCUGCCUGCACCAUGAUGAGUACAGACUCUAUCACUGCGAUGCGGAACAGGUGGCGGUCUGCCAGUACUGCUGCUUCUCCAGAUGUGCGCCCAACCACGGCCACGCGGUGUGCGACGUGGAAGUGCGCCGCAAUGACAUCAGGCAUAUGUUAAUGAAGCAGCAGGAUCGCAUUGACGAUCGAGUGAAAGACAUUGAGGAGCAGCUGUAUAAGUUGGAGUCUGACAAACUACUGGUGGAGGAUAAGGUACGGCAGCUGAAGGAGGAGGUGCGUGUGCAGUAUCACAAAAUGCACCAGCUCUUAGAAGAUGACCUGGGGAGAACUCUAGAGGUGCUGGAUAAAGCACACUCCAAAUACUGCCAGGAGAACUCGACCCAAACCCUCCAGCUCAAUGAACGCCGUCAGGAGGCCAAGAAACUGCUCAGCUCUGUCCAAGUUGUGUUUGACAAGGCAGAGGAUAUUAACAUUAUGAAGAACACAAAACCAGUAAAAAUACUCAUGGACAGAUCACAGUCAUGCACGGGCAAUGUUCUGCCUCCUUACAAAGUGGGUCAUCUUAAUUCCAAAAUAUUCCUGUCUGAAGUCUCAAAAAAGGAAAAGAACUUGAGAAAAAUACUGGAAGCACCAUUCAGUACUCCCGCGCACUUCCUCCAGAGCGUUUCUGUCCACCCCUCCAGUGUGAAUACCUCCGGGGGUGAGAAACGCAAACACUCCACGGCCUUCCCUGAAAGCAGCACCAGCCUGCUGGAGUCCUCAUCAGGCCCCAUGAGCAAACAGCAGUUCCUGGGUCAAGGUUCCAACACCACAGACGGCCCGACGUCGCAGCCACCCAUGGCUCCCUGUAGCUCCACCCAGCACAUUGUAGGCCUCAGCAGUAGCAGCGGUGCCCAGUCUGUCCAUCAUUCCAGCUCUGUUUUUACUCCCGCCGACUACCCCAACCCCAGCUCGUCCCAGCAGGCCAUGCUGCCACAGUACGGCGGCCGUAAGAUUCUCAUGUGCACGAUGGACAACUGCUACUGCUCUAGUGUCCCAUCCAUAUCGAACCACCGCGGCCAUCCUCCCUACCCGCGCUCUGGAUCUUUCCCUUGGACACAGGAUUACACCCACCCCCUGCCCUCCACGCCUUCAAUGUCCCAGCCUCUCCAGGGGCUCUCCAUGCACGACUGGAUCGACGCCUCACAGAGCCAUAGGCACCCUGAUUUCUAUGGACUCUACGGGCAGUCUUCCACUAAACCAUACGUCACCAGUUAACUUCCACUGCAACUCUGGUUUAUUUCCAAUAACUCACCCAUUUCCUUAAGGUUCGGUCACAUUUGCGAAAUUUCAGUGAAAUUUUGCGUGCGAAAACAGGUUCAUUGUCAAUAGCAUAGAGAUGUAUAAAGUCUGCUUCAAACCAAGUGAAUUUGAGUGACCAACUUGAAAAUGAGCGAAACCCGUGUGGGGAAUACCCAAUUGCAUGGAUUCCUAUUGGAAUGACUGGAUUUUGCCCGCGAAAUCUUGCAAAACAAUGGCAAAUGUGACCACACCUUUUUAGACCAUUUUUGCCCGCCUGCCUUUCGAAAUCAGGCUGGUUAACAUCACAAUCUAAAGGACAGCACUUUUUAGCAUGCAAUGCAAGCCUCUCGGCUUCAAAACACAGAUCUCUUCCAACUUAAGCAUUAAAACCUUUUCUGUCCCUGCAUAAAACAUGAUAAGGGAAUCUUUCUUUGAGAAAUGUGGAGGCGGGACCCAGCUGAGUUUUUAAAAUUACAAACAGAUUUUGGAUAAUUGCAGAGGGUUCUGACCCGGAGCAGAUAAUGAUCGCUUGUAAAUGGAGUUAGUUUUAACUCCUUUCACCUCCCCUCUUCCUGCCUUUAGGGCAUCUGGAAUCUGGUUGGUUUUUAUGACGUGGUAAAGAUUCCUUUUAACAUUGUUAUUAAACUUCUACAGUUUUAUUAAUAGUAGAUGGGGAAUAUUGUUAUAUAAAAUAAAGAGGGAUAGAGUGCGUUUAUUAUUUUUCAUAUUUCACCUCUACCGAGCUUAAGUUUCUGCUGAACCGCUCCACAGGUAGCCAUGUGACUGGGAACUCUGAUUAUGGUUUGACGUGUUACUUACAUUCCUUAGAGGCCAGAGGAGCUUAUUUUUCUGUUAUGUUUACAAUUAUGUAUUAAUAUUUGUUUUCAUUAAAUUUCGGUAGGUUGGAAAAGAUCAGUACAAAAAUUCAGUGCAGAUUCAUUGGAGGCUUCAAAGAUUUUCCACCAAGCAUGUCAUGAGCUAGUACUUCUGGAUUCUGCUUCCUGUCAGAUAAUGUUACUUCCUGCAUUCAAGCACAUGUGAAGCAUGUUCAGGAUGAUUGGUGCCUACACACACCUCUCAGUCUUAUAACGGUGUAGAUAUACUUCCUGUUUUAGCCGGUGACGGUGAAGCCCGACGGGGUCUGUGGUCACCGUGAAACACUGAUUGUCAUGAACAUGCUGAAAAACUUCCUGUUUGUGAUUGUAGACAUGCAGGAAAGCCUUUCUGUGCACUCAGAACUCCAAGAGACUCAACUGAGUGAGACUAGAGGACAGUUGGUGACAUUUUUUCACAUAUUUUAUACAAGAAAACUGUAUGGACUGCAUACAUUUGGAGAUCAAAAUAAAUGUGCUUCAAAAAAGUAUUAAAUGCUGGUUUAAACAAAAGUGUACUGUGUAAUGUAGAUUCUUUCUGCUGGUGGAAGUUAUGACUCUAAACUGCACAGCUUCUCAAUCAGGAGGCCUCAGCAAACUUCUAGUCAUGACUUAAAAUAACCACUAAAAUUCAGUAUAUUUUUUAAUACGAUAUAUAAUAAUAUAUUCAAUACGAAGGAGUUUGUUGUUU
Messenger RNA from Onychostoma macrolepis, 5138 nucleotides. RefSeq names its product tripartite motif containing 8a (gene trim8a). Bases 1851 to 3551 code for a protein of 566 amino acids. The transcript has 6 exons. The record is from RefSeq and is a predicted model, not a curated record. Lineage: Eukaryota; Metazoa; Chordata; Actinopteri; Cypriniformes; Cyprinidae.